AUGCUUAUGAAGAAUUCCCAAGCUUGUUUGUAUUUCUUUCUCACUGCAGCAAUUUUGCCAUUUUGUCAAGCUGAAUAUUCACCAAAUACCAUAUAUCAAUUUCGAGUUCGUGAUGCUAGUGGAGCAGAGGUUUCACUAGAUCGAUACAAAAACAAAGUGCUUCUGAUAGUAAAUGUAGCAUCACAAUGUGGACUAACUCAGUCUAAUUAUGUUCAGCUCAAAGAUUUGUAUGAUAAAUACAAAAUGCAGGGCUUUUCAGUAGCUGCCUUUCCUUGCAACCAGUUUGGCUCGCAGGAACCUGCGAACGAGGAGGAAAUUAGACGUUUUAUCAAAGAAACAUUCAACUUUGAACCAGAUUUGUUUGCCAAAAUCAAUGUUAAUGGGGCAGAAGAACAUCCGCUUUAUACUUUUUUAAAAAGUCAAAAAAGAGGUGUUCUGGUGGAUGAAAUUAAAUGGAAUUUUACUAAAUUUCUCGUUAAUAGACGCGGCCAAGUAGAAAGAUAUGGGCCAACGACUCAACCGAAAGAUAUAGAAGCUGAUAUUGUGAAACUUUUAAAAGAACACUCCGAUCUAUAG
Molecule: messenger RNA, 576 nt
Organism: Thelazia callipaeda (thelaziosis nematode)
Lineage: Eukaryota; Metazoa; Nematoda; Chromadorea; Rhabditida; Thelaziidae
Source: the annotation of a GenBank genome assembly